CAAAACCUCGCCGUCAUACUACAAGCUGCUGCUAGCAAGUAGCUGGCGCAGCACUCUUACUGUGUUGAGUCAACGGCGCAUCUGCGAGGCAGCAGCGGCAUCACAACCUAGACAGAUGCGAUGACACAGACGCCGGACCAGCAGCCGACGUCUUCGGACUGACACCGGGGGGUGGCUUUAAAUUUUAAAAUGUUUCCAGUGUGUCGUGUGUUUUAUUAGACAUUUGUUACAGUUAAAAAAACCGCUAUUAGUCGCUGUUGAUUUCGAUCUAACUUGCUGCAAGCUAGCAUUAGCGCGCUGCUGCUAACCCUUCAGGCGUCGUCGAAGUGGCCGCACAAACAUGUGGAUCAUCGUGGAGGAGACCCCCGGGACGACUUUAAACGCUUUCCGCUGGUCACGAGUUUCAACCGGACGCUGACUGGACCCCACUGAGUCUCUGCGGAGGAGAAAGAGUGACACAUCUCCAGGACCAGAUUACUCACCGGACUUGCCUCUCCAGACAGACAGACAGACGGACGGCCAGGGACCAUGCUGACCUUCCUUGCUGCUGGUUCUGUUUUCUUUCCGGGCCUCUUCCUUCUUUCCAAGCAGUGCCUCAAGUCCAUCCCGGCGCUGCGAUGGAGCGAAGGCGACGCCGUCAUCGUGUCUGCCAGGUUGGUGUCAUCGGUUCAGGCGGUCAUGGCUUCUUCAGCUGGAUACAUUAUUGCUUCUUCCUGCGAUGACAUCAUCGAGGACCAGCACUGGCUGACCAGCACGUACAUCAUGUUUGCCGUCCCCUACUUCGUAUACGACAUCUAUGCCAUGUUCAUGUGCUACUGGUACAAGCUGAGGGUCAAAGGGCACGAGGAGGCCUUGCCGGCACCCCAGCAUAUGGCCUCUGCACUCACCAGCUACCUGCGCCGCGAGUUCCUCAUGGUGCUGCAUCAUGUUGUCAUGGUUACCGUCUGCUUCCCUGUUUCUGUGUUUGUGCGUCAAGGAAAGGGAGAUUAUUUCCAGGGCAUAAUGUUUAUGGCCGAGCUCAGCACUCCAUCCGUCUGCUUAGGAAAAAUACUCAUUCAGUAUAAACAGCAACACACUCUGCUGCACAAAGUGAAUGGGGCUCUUAUGCUGAUCACUUUUUUCAUCUGUCGAGUCCUCCUCUUCCCUUACCUCUACUACGUCUAUGGAAGGUACGCGUCCAUUCCGUUCCACAUGGUCCCCCUGUCGGUGCCCUGGCACUGUAACCUCGGAGCCGCUCUGCUCAUGGCCCCCCAGCUCUACUGGUUCUCCCUCAUUUGCAGAGGCGCUCUCCGGCUCUUCACAGGCUCCUCGCGCUCCCGGAGACCUCGCACCGGUGCAGCAGCCACCACUGACGGCGGCACAGCGGGCCCCCAGCCGGCCAACGGCUACAGCGCACGCUCCACAGAGCCCGAGCUGGCCACUCACUGAGACGAGUGGCGGGCGGGCCGGCGGGCGGAGGCGGGAGCAGAUGCGAAUGUACCAAUGUCACGGAAAAGAGGUAGCAAUAUAGCGGAAGUGAAAAGCUACGGACGAUGGCCUCAAAUAAGCGCUGGAGUCUUUGCAAGGCUUCUCCCACUGACCUUUUAGGUUUGCCGGCCUUCAACGACUCCAGCUUUGUAGGAAAACAUUUAAUGAUGUCAUCAGGCACUGUAAACAGGAAGGAGAGGAUCUAGCCUGGAUCUUUUGCAAGCGUAGGUGACCAUUUCUUUCAUUGUAGAUCAAAACUCUGACCUCUCGGGACGAGCAGGUCCAUAGGAAUGUAUUAUAUUGUAUGUUAGAACAUUUUUGCUGUAGACGGAAGGCCGAACUCACAUUUAGAAGAAAGCGAGAAAAGGGGAAAAAAAAAUAUCCUGGCUUAGCAGUAUUUCGACUUGUUAGUGUUUCUCUGUAUCCUCUAUGUAGUCACUGUCACAACAUGUAAGCAAACCUGCAGACCGAUCUCAUAAGACUCUUCUGCUGCCUUAUCCCCCUUUUUUCCACAUUUUCAUCCUCCUCGGAGAAGGAAACAAAAUGUGACGGGUGUACAUAGCCCAUGUAGAGUCCUUGUUUUCAUGUCAGUAUUAUUUUUUUUAUGUGUUUUAUUUUCCAUCUAAUGUUCCUACACAUCAAUGAAACCUCACCUCGGUUUAGUUUACACAAACUACUCCUUGCGCAGCUAAGUGUAGAUAUGAUUUCAUUCCAUUUAGUGAUAACACGCUCAAAGGAAUUCCCGUGGAUGUUUUAGUUAGCUCAACCCAAUGUGUUCAAUCAGCCAUCAUGUUUCACUGAAGGUACUUUUCAAAGGGCAUUAUUGAGGGACUUGCAAUGUUGACACAUUUGAAGGGAAAACAGUAUUGUGGGCUUGGGAUUCACCAUGUAAGUUUUUUUUUUAAAGACCUUUUACAUUGUGCAAAUAGCGCCACAGGUUCUAUGAACCGUCUUUGUGGGCAAGCCAGCCGGGUUUGUCUGUUUUUGUUUUUGUUUGUUUUAAAGCAGCAGCUGCACUCUGUGGAAAUAGGUCAAAGGAGAGGAAAAAAAAAGUUCAAAAAUAAGAAACCAUCGAGACCAGAGCAGUGUGUGUUGGACAACUGUGGGCAUGUCAACACAGAGUAACAUGAACACCACCACCACCACCCCACCAAUCCCCCCCCAUCCACUCCUCCAAGAACAUUUCAACCAAUGUACUGUAUAUUCCACCAAAUGCUUGUUAUUUAUUUGUAAGUAUUUAUUUAUUUAUUUAUUUGGGUUUGUGGUUCUGAAUGCAUAUUUAUGCAUCCAUACUAUACUCUAUGCUUCUGAGCCUUAUGUGAAGGCUGCAAUGUUACUCAAACUUAUCUGAAAUAUAAUUCUCUGUCCUCA
Molecule: messenger RNA, 2838 nt
Organism: Doryrhamphus excisus (bluestripe pipefish)
Lineage: Eukaryota; Metazoa; Chordata; Actinopteri; Syngnathiformes; Syngnathidae
Gene: tlcd3bb
Product: TLC domain containing 3Bb
Biological process (GO): ceramide biosynthetic process; lipid homeostasis
Cellular component (GO): membrane; endoplasmic reticulum
Molecular function (GO): sphingosine N-acyltransferase activity
Source: RefSeq, a predicted model, not a curated record